Messenger RNA from Kickxella alabastrina, 1148 nucleotides. RefSeq names its product Ribokinase-like protein. Gene Ontology annotation, biological process: pyridoxal 5'-phosphate salvage. The record is from RefSeq and is a predicted model, not a curated record. The transcript has 2 exons. Gene Ontology annotation, molecular function: pyridoxal kinase activity. Gene Ontology annotation, cellular component: cytosol. Bases 103 to 1095 code for a protein of 330 amino acids. Lineage: Eukaryota; Fungi; Kickxellomycota; Kickxellomycetes; Kickxellales; Kickxellaceae.
UUUCUUGGUCUCUUUGCUUUGCUUUUAUAUUAUUUGUCUUUUAUAUUGAAUUAGCUCGCUAGCGAAAUCCACAUUUCGUCAGAAAAAAGAAAGGCUAUAAAAAUGCACAACAGCACCAAUAGCAGCAGCAAUAGCAACACAGCCAACGCCAGCGCCGGUUCCGCGCGAGUUCUGUCCAUCCAGUCGCACGUCGUAUCGGGCUACGUCGGCAAUCGCGCGGCAACAUUCCCGCUCCAACUGCUCGGACACGAAGUGGACGUUAUCAACACAGUGCAGUUCAGCAACCACACCGGAUACAACCAGUUCCGCGGGCAGCGGUUCCCAGCCGAUCACAUCCUCGACCUCUUUGCGGGGCUGCAGGCCAACCAGCUGGAUACCGGAUACACGCACCUGCUGGCCGGGUACAUGGGCAACAGUGAGAACGUGCGUGCAGUCGAGACCAUUGCGCGCCAGCUGCUGCAGACAAACCCAGGCCUCCAGUUUGUCCUAGAUCCCGUCAUGGGCGACGAGGGUGCGCUGUACGUGCCCAGGGAGCUGGUAGCGCUGUACCGCGACGUGCUGUGCCCCCUGGCCAGCAUGGUGACGCCAAACCAAUUCGAGGCCGAGCUGCUGACAGGCAUUACCAUAGAGACGCUGGACGACGCGCGCAGCGCCUGCAACAGGCUGCACGAGCUGGGUGUUCCCAACGUCGUUAUCACGUCGUCCGAGCUCAAGAACUCGAAGGGGACUCUGCACCUGGUCGGAUCCGAAUUAAACGCGACGAGCGGGGAGAGCACCAGUUUGCGAUUACGUUCCCGCGCCUUGACGGGCGACUUUUUCGCCGCGCUGACUAUGGCCCGACACGCGUCGCUGGUGGCCAGCUAUGGCGGCCGUUUGGGCGCGCUGGCAAGAGCCUGCGAGCUGGCUACGGCCACACAGGCAGGCAUCAUGGAGGCCACGCAGCGCCAUCAGCAGGCGACAGGCAUUGCCGUGUCCGAUAGCCUGGUGCGCGGCACGCGGCCGAGCGGCAUGGUGAGGGGAUUUGAGCUGCGCAUCAUUCCCUCGCAAAGCCUGAUUACAAGCCCAACCAAGAGCUUCACAGCAGAGAUAAUUUGAAUAAUUUACAUGGAUUUUUUAUUUACAACAUGAAACAAAAAGCAAAUAUACAA